AUGCUGUCUAUUGAGCGUACAUAUCAACAUAAGCAAGCUUGUGCUCAUAAAAAGAGGCACUUGCGAAAGAGUCAUGCGUUCACAAGCUUGACGAACUACGUAAAAGAGUGUCUCAUUCUUGACAAUACGAAUAUGUGCAGAACUAGCACUCCUCGUGUCGUCGAUCUUGGCUGCGGAAGGGGAGCAGAUUUCAUUCGAUUCGAACGACGCUUCCCUGGAGUAAAUUAUACUGGCAUUGACAUGAGCGAGAACAUGCUUUCUCAGGGACCGUUCCGACAUCAUGACAGAGUCCGACUCAUUUGCCAAUCCAUCGAGACAGCAUCCCUCCCCACCGCCGACAUUAUUUGGAGCUUCAUGGGCAUGCAGAAUGCGUGCAGCACAAGGUCCAAGCUCAAGACUUUCCUCGGAAGGAUCAAUGACUGUCUGGAAACCGACGGCAUCUUCCUAGGUGCUUUCCCGAAUGGUACCAGAAUACUGCGAGACAUGCACCAUCUCGACGAUCAUAAGCAACUAUACCGUUUCUGUCCCAUCCCGGCACCAAAUCGACAGGAGAAGUGGUAUUCCUUCACGCUGAAGGAUGCCUAUGAAAACUUGCAAGAAGCCGCCAUCUCUCCAGCCGAGGUUUUCGAUUGUGCAAAGACUCUUGGCUUUGAAGUUCAAGCCCUUUCAUUCGCAGAGUACAUUAGGAGCUGUGCCAGCAGCUCUGACAAAAGUGAACUGUUCUCGAAAAUUGUCGGAGACGCCGAGGUGCCUGCAUGGGCUAUGCGGCUAGCAGAGUACUACACUUGUUUCGUCAUUCGCAAACGAACCGUCACAUAG
Messenger RNA from Mycosarcoma maydis (corn smut), 819 nucleotides. RefSeq lists its product as uncharacterized. Gene Ontology annotation, cellular component: nucleus. Bases 1 to 819 code for a protein of 272 amino acids. The record is from RefSeq and is a predicted model, not a curated record. Gene Ontology annotation, molecular function: mRNA 5'-cap (guanine-N7-)-methyltransferase activity. NCBI's taxonomy places the organism in Eukaryota, Fungi, Basidiomycota, Ustilaginomycetes, Ustilaginales. Gene Ontology annotation, biological process: 7-methylguanosine mRNA capping. The transcript is spliced from 7 exons.